Stereum hirsutum FP-91666 SS1 is the source of this 3195-nucleotide messenger RNA. RefSeq lists its product as uncharacterized. Gene Ontology annotation, biological process: regulation of transcription by RNA polymerase II. The record is from RefSeq and is a predicted model, not a curated record. Gene Ontology annotation, molecular function: transcription coregulator activity. NCBI's taxonomy places the organism in Eukaryota, Fungi, Basidiomycota, Agaricomycetes, Russulales, Stereaceae. Bases 109 to 633 code for a protein of 174 amino acids. The transcript is spliced from 4 exons. Gene Ontology annotation, cellular component: mediator complex.
CCAAGAACUACCAAGAAUUGAACCUGACCGAGUAGCACUCUGUGACUUUCUCCCUCUCGAUUUCUUCUACGGUUCCUCGAUAGCCUAUCUAGCACUGUUCAACUCUCGAUGGCACCACCUCCUCCAGUACCGGACUCUCCUCGUUCAUCCCAAUCUCCAGCGCCCAGUGGUCCACAAGGCGAUCUCGAGCUGGAGCUUCUCGGUCUCGCCAAUGCUCUCUAUAAUCUUGGCACGACCGUCGUCAAUGACUCGACGAAAGAGAAGGACAAGGUUGGGUCCGGGAAACAAGUCGGACAUCGCGUAAAUGAGGUCGUCCACCACUUAAGCAUGAUAGACGAUAUGGCAGCACAUAUACCGACCAUGAUACCCAUUCAGAUUAUGUCUGACAUCGACAACGGACGCAACCCGACGCACCUUACGAAGGACGGGCUAGAGCGAGCGGCUACUGAGAACCAGUUCAUGAACGGAAAGAUCAACGCAAUCGAGUCAUACCGAGCUCUUUUCGACGAGGCUUUGCUUCAAACUUUUCCAGAUCUUGCAGAACAUCUUACGACCCCCAAUACGGGCACAGACGGACAGUCUUCUGCUAUCCCCGACAACUCUGUUGCGCUCCAUGAAGUGAACGGGAAUUGAGAGCCAGCACUCUGCACCCAGACCGCGCGCAUAUUGAGUCUCCUCGACCAGUUCUAAACGAGCACCCUCACUUGUACCCUCGCCAUCUGAAACCACCCCCGGCCAUCAAUCCUACCCACAGGUACCAGAUCACACCGCUCGACAGUCAGGUGUCUCUGUCGAGUUCGCCCUACCCACACCCAUCGGUCUUGCUCGUAUGGAAUACCGUAGCAAACCGAACCGGGGAUGAUAUCGGUCGCGUCCAUGGAGGCGCGGUACUGGAAGCAUCAGCUUGCGGUACAUCUACAUUUCUUAGCAGUCCUCCGCUUGCAACCUUGCGCGACGUUUUAACGUUUGCGUGCGUUAUCAGUGUUGGUUAGCUAUGUAGUUCAAACAUGUACUGCAGUAACAUUCAAUAUAUAUUGUACAUUCCCUGUUGUUACUAUGUACACAACAUCCGCCUCACUUAUGAUCGGCAAGCACGCUCGCACGACCUCGUUGACUGGACGUGUGGUCCAAAUCCCUGGCAAGCAGGUUCCAACAAGGUACAUACCAUCACGGUUCACACGGGAAUGCAAAACCGCAAGUUCCGUGGCCUCAAGAGACCACGGGUACAUACAGCGCAUACAAGCAAAAGAACCGAUCAUUUGGCCUACUGAAGGAAAAAUAUACGCGAAACGAAAAGACAAUCAUCACUACGAAAGCGAUGGAGGUUUGGAAAAAAUUUGGUGACACCACAUUCACCUCGCUCUCCAAGCCACCGAAGUGGACUUCCCCCGCUACGCUACCAGUGCUUUCGCACCACCGCCACUCUCCCUCUCGACUUCGGUUCCAGGAGCACAUCGGCUUAUUCGCACCGAUGCACCCCCUGCACCUUACAACCCUUUUACCCAUCGCGCACCACAUCGUACCUUUCGGCUUGAAGACAACUGAACGCGACGGAACUUUGCUGCUCUUGGGACGGAGAACAAACGCGUGACUACUCCGGGUGACUUCGUCUCGUUCGGCGAACCGAGCGUACAGAGCUCUGCUCGCUUAUUCUGAACGAACCCACAGAAGUCGCUGUGUCUUUCCUGUACGUGCUCCGAGCGGCGACCUCUUUCCUCGAUCAGACCCGAGGACAACGCAUCUCGCCACGACUGCGUCACACCAAAGACCGGAGUUCCUGCUGGUCCGUCCAAUCGGAGACCCGACGGGCUUUCAACACACGGCCAGCUGCAUUCACCACGAAUCGAGAGCGAGAACGGAUCUCUAUUGCGAAACCCCGUGGGGAACACAAUUCUGAUCGGGUGAAGCGAGUAGCAUCGUGGAGGAAAGGAGACCAUCGGGGCGAUGAGACGGGGCACAAACAACGGCUUCAGGUUUAGCAGAUCGGUGGGUCAACAAAGCGAGGCCCGCGUGACUGAGAAGAAACAGGUCUGAAGAGCCACUGGAGAACGGAAGAGCACAAACGAGGACUGGAAGGAAAGCUCGAAGAAUAAGGUCUUAGCAGUCCUAGCUGUAUGACAACGAUGCACCCAGAGGCCUCGAGAAUGAACCCACUAUCGCCCAAGAUGCGUCUGCAGCAAGCUCAACGCCUGUGGUUGUCACGAGUGUGGCAUCAAGGUAAUUGGGAUGCUCGAUGAGAAGCCAAUCGGUUGGGUGGAGGAUAACGCAGUGUGCCUUCCUGUGUGCAGAUGGAAGGGCGACAGUUGGGGGUGGAUGAAUGUGCUAGAGGAUCCCCUAGUUGUGCACCACACAACAAGUCGCUAUAAGAGUCACGAUCCCUCUCGUCUCGUACCAAAGCACCUGACGCACGACACUCCUACACUAUCACGACGUCCAGCCAGUGCUUUUCUGUGUGUUCCCUAUGCUCAGGCGAAUCAUGACCACCCUUGGGCCCACGCCCCGCCAAUCUCCAAAGCCAUGCAGUUUAAUUUAAUUUUAGGACCCCUCCCUCAACCGACUUGUCGCAUUUCUGUGAAGAAAAGCUACGAGACGGAUAAGAUGGCCCACGGAGAGUAAAGCCACGUAAAGAUCUCCGGGUUCGAGCGAAACAAUAGGACAGCAGCCCUAUGACCACUGCCCAACGCAAACACUCGGGAAGAGUCUGAGACUCGGGCUGCCUGUGUUCUGUGCGGAAAGCUCGUUUGGCACUCCGCAGAGCAGUAGUUCUCGUCCGUCCGCCCGUCGAACCUCGUCAGCAAUCCGUUACGCGAAGACGGCAAUGCAAGUAUUCUGAUUACGGAACGACACCAGGGAAGUAAGACCUCGCGAAGAAGUCUGUAUGUAUCCUGGUCGCCAGACACGGUGCUCCCGCACGAUGAUGAGCCUGUGCGUAACCCACUCGUCCUGUACAUGUCACGUACAAUACAGUAGAACACAUCGCGAGUGCAGAGUGCCGCAGUCACUAUCCCUCAUAACCCCUAGGAUCCCGUGUCAUCCCGGUGUGGCCUUCCUUAUCAAGAACGAGAGCCGUCGGGUCUACAUGAAAGCGUGCAUCCUCGACCUAAUCUUGACCCGAAGAUCAUUUUCGGCGAGCGAUGGGGGCAUUCUGUAUGUGUAGACUGCGACGGGCUCAUUCAAGAACCAGGGUCCCGAGGC